GUUUACAGGCCCUAUUGCUCAAACAAUUGCAAGGUUUCAGUGAUAGAAUGUUGGACUAUCAGUUUAACGACGAUAUAUCUUUUGCUGUUAUUACUGUACCCAGCAUGGCUGCAAGUUAUGGAAAAAAGAAUGGGAUCUGGUAUGCAUCACCUGGAGGACAGGGCUGGAGCAAAGCUACUAGUAGAAAAGCCUCAAUAGUAGAAACAGAAGUGCCACCACCGGGUGGUGGUUCAAUUAAACCUUCUUCUGGAAGAGUUAUUAGGAUUAUCAAUAAUAUGGAUCAUACUGUACAAUGCAGGGUAUUGCUAAAUCUGCGUACUUCCCAACCUUUCGAAGAAGUCCUGGAGGAUCUAGGGCAAGUUCUGAAAAUGAACGGAGCAAAACGCAUGUAUACAGUUUCUGGUCAAGAAGUUAGAAGCUUUUCCCAACUCAGAAAUGAAUUCGCUGACGUAGACACAUUUUAUUUGGGAAUGGGUCCUGUGGGAGCAAUUUCCAAUCCAAGCGUUAUGUUAUCGCCUGUCAGAAGAGGGCGGUCCAGAGGUCCACAAACUGCCAUUGUAGAAGAUUUGAGUAAACAACGAAGGGCCAGAAGUAAAAGCAGACCCAGAGCAUUAUAUGCGCCUGAAAGUGAGAUUGUUAGAACCAAUGAUUACACAUUACUAGAAGUUUUAAAAGAAGAGCCAGUUAGAGUAACUAUCAAAGGCUUGAGAAGAACAUUUUAUCCGCCGGUACAUCAUGCUCCCAUGGAUAAUACAAUUCCAGAUAAAAAAGCAAUACUGGAAUGGGUUUAUGGUUAUAGAGGAAUAGAUUCGAAAAGAAAUCUCUGGGUGCUUCCAACAGGGGAGCUGUUGUACUUUGUUGCAGCAGUUGCAGUCAUGUUUGAUCGAGAUGAGGAGACUCAAAGACAUUAUACUGGGCAUACCGAGGAUAUUCAAUGUAUGGAUCUUCACCCGUCCAGAGAAAUGGUUGCUUCAGGUCAAAAAGCAGGCAGAAAUCGAAAAACUCAGGCGCAUAUUCGCAUAUGGAGUACGGAAACAUUGCAAACAUUAUACGUUUUUGGUAUGGGUGAAUUCGAUGUUGGUGUAGCUGCUGUUGCUUUUUCUCAUUUGAAUGGUGGUAGUUACGUACUUGGUGUCGACGCAGGCCGAGAAAGUAUUUUGUCAGUGUGGCAAUGGCAAUGGGGACAUUUAUUAGGAAAAGUUGCUACGCUUCAAGAAGAACUUACCGGAGCAGUUUUUCAUCCCUUAGACGACAAUUUAAUGAUUACUCACGGGAAGGGGCAUUUGACAUUUUGGAACAGACGAAAGGAUGGAUUUUUUGAACGAACUGAUAUUAUAAAACCUCCCUCUCGUACCCUGAUAACUUCCCUUCAAUUCGAACAAGAUGGCGAUGUUAUUACAGGGGAUAGUGACGGGUUUAUUACAAUUUACAGUGUUGAUGCAGAUGGAGCCUAUUUUGUUAGAAUGGAAUAUGAAGCUCAUAAUAAAGGAGUAGGAGCCUUAGUAAUGUUAUCUGAAGGGACUUUAUUGUCUGGUGGUGAAAAGGAUAGAAGAAUAGCUGCGUGGGAUUCUUUGCAGAAUUAUAAGAAAAUAACUGAUGCAAAGUUGCCCGAUGUUUUUGGCGGGGUAAGGUCAGUAUAUCCUCAAAGACCUGGAAGAAAUGAUGGAAAUAUUUAUGUGGGAACCACCAAAAAUAAUAUUUUGGAAGGGUCUUUGCAAAGACGAUUUAAUCAGGUUGUAUUUGGUCAUGGACGACAGCUUUGGGGACUAGCAGUACAUCCCGACGAUGAAAUAUUUGCCACUGCAGGUCACGAUAAAAACAUUGCGCUUUGGAGAAAAAAUAAGCUUAUAUGGACUACUCAGGUAUCUUUUGAAUGUGUUUCAUUAGCAUUCCACCCGUUCGGGGUUGCUUUGGCCGCAGGAAGCACUGAAGGGCACUUACUUAUAUUGAAUUCUGAAUCGGGACAAAUUGUGAAUACUAUUAGGGUCUGUGGGUCACCUCUUAAUUGCGUUGGAUUUAAUCCAAGUGGUGAUUCGAUAGCGAUUGCGUCUCAAAAUGGCAGUAUUUACUUGUUUAGAGUAAGCAGAGAUGGAUUUACUUAUAAAAAAUCAAAUAAAAUAAGAGGAUCGCAGCCUUUAAUGCAACUAGAUUGGAGUUCUGACAGUAACUAUUUACAAACUGUAACAGCCGAUUACGAUUUAUCAUUCUGGGAUAUCAAAACACUAUCACCCGAAAAAAGUCCAAUAGCAAUGAAAGACGUCAAAUGGUAUACCUAUAAUUCAACAGUAGGUUUUAUGGUUGCUGGUAUAUGGAACAACAGAUUUUAUCCAAUGACGUCGCUUAUAAGCACCGUUUCCAGGUCAGCGGCUCAUGAUUUAAUUAUUACCGGAGAUACUGAUGGAUACUUGCGACUGUUUAGGUUUCCCUGUUUGAGUCCCAAAGCAGAAUACAAUGAAGAAAAAGUUUAUAGUGGGACUGUUGCUUGUGCCAGAUUUUUAUUUAAUGAUAGAAAUCUUGUUACUGUGGGAGGUACUGAUGCUGCUUUAAUGUUAUGGCAGUUAACAGAGGAAUAGCAUACAGCUCCUACAUAUUCACCGGUCAUUCAUGAUAGAAGAUGGAAAAAUUACGCCAGAAAUUCUGACGAGGAGACAAGCGAUGAAGAAUCUGAUAUUGAAAGUGCGACUUUUGAAGUUUUAAAUUUGCACUAUUGAAAAUUUUGUCAAAUUAUUAGUUCAUGGCAUCAUGUCACUGCCAAUAAUAAUUGCCGUAAAAUUGAAUUUUAUCCUAAAUUAGAGGUAAAUAAAAAUAAUGAACACUUAGUGAUAAUUUUGUUUGGUCAAAUUAGAGUAAUUUUAUUACACUUUUCUUUAAAAUGUUCCUAGUUAUUGAAAAAUGCAGUAGCAGAAGGAAUUUUUAAAUGAACUAAAUGAAAUAUUGACAUUGCAUUUAUUCAAUAUUGCCUGUUGUUAUGGGGCAUCAGCGUUAAGAUGGAAAGUAGAUAUAGCACAAAAUAAUCUCUAAUGACCAAGCGUUUUCGCAUUUUACAUUUUAAUUCGCAUUUAUUGUACAAAAAUCACGUCGGUUUUUUUCAAAUCCAUGUCAGGGCGCUCAUAAUAGUUUAUUGGGAUGUUUUUGCAUCAAAAAGAUGUGUUUUUCUAGAUAUUCCUUCAAUAAAAUAUGAUGAAGCGCCUUUAAAAAUCAUAUUGUGGUUUAACUUCCUUUUUUACAAUGUGCCUUUUAAAGGAACAAGGUAUCUUCCAUAAUGCGCAUCAAAAAAUGUGUAAAUUUUUUAAAAAUGAAAAAAAUAAAAUAGUUGAAAUAUA
This is a messenger RNA of Ceutorhynchus assimilis (cabbage seed weevil), 3323 nucleotides long. The record is from the annotation of a GenBank genome assembly. NCBI's taxonomy places the organism in Eukaryota, Metazoa, Arthropoda, Insecta, Coleoptera, Curculionidae.